This is a messenger RNA of Pocillopora meandrina, 11107 nucleotides long. The record is from the annotation of a GenBank genome assembly. Lineage: Eukaryota; Metazoa; Cnidaria; Anthozoa; Scleractinia; Pocilloporidae.
AUGAUGAACCACCCAACCAAUGUGUAUUGGUUUCAUUCCCUUCCUGUGCGGAAAAAGGCAAUAUGCCCAAGAAUCAAUUUCACAUUCAGACAGAUGGUUGUAAAGAAGUGAUGGAUGUUUUCAAAGUUAUGAAUCUGAUACAAGGUGUUGUUUUUGAAGAGCAUAAUGAUAUUUUGUGGUUUGCUAGGAGUAUUGUCAAUGGCAAAAAUUCAUGACCAAAAUGUAACGGUCUACCCUCUUGAAAAAUUCAGAUUGAGUGCAAUGCAUAGUACUGGCAAUGCAACCCAACCCUAUUUCAGACCUGAUUGUUUGCAUGAAAAGAGUCACAAUUUUGUUUGAGAAAUACUGAAUUGGAGAUUUCAGAAUCAAUAUUUGAAAGUGCAGUAAACCUUUCCUGGUAGAAGCUGACAUGAGUCAGGAAAUACUCUGACAUCACAAACAUAUAGAAACUAUAUUCAGAUACUUCUUGUUUUGAACGACCACAAAACUUUCCUGUUUCAACAAUUCUUCUUAGAAACUGGAUGCUUCCUUGUUUCUGUAAGCUUUUGGAAGUUUCUUGAUGAAAUUGUAUCCUAGUGUUAGCGUUAAACAGUUAUGAAAAAUAUGUAACAUGAUCAGUCAAUGCUAAAAGACUUUGGGGAACUUUUCCUUACUGUACUCUGUACAUCAGUUCUCAUGUAUGGAGUUCUUGAUAAAGUAAACAAUGAAAAGAAGAACAAUAACUGUAAUAAUUUGACCUGCCAAGUGUGUUGUGUGCAUUUUUAACUGGUCUAUAUUGCAUUGCCUGAGUUUUUUGGCAGAGAAAGAAAAAUUUUUACCUCUUUGAUCCCAAUAAUGCACUUUUCAAAUUGAAGCCUCCUCUGUAACACUUUGACUGGUAUCUAAUUUCUCCUUACAAUAUCACCCCUGAAUCAAACUUUAUGGUCAAAAGAAUAAAGGAAAUGAUCAGCAACUAAAGACCCUCUUGGAAAUUCUGCCAGUGCAGUCAGCAUCUUAGGAAAUGAAUAUUGAACAAAAUGGAGAAUAUGCAAAUUGACGGCUUGUUAUGAAUAGCACCAUAGCAGAACAUUGCAACUUCGCCCCAUGUUAUCUUCAUCAUGUAUUCGCGUUUCUUUUGUCUUUGACGAGACUGACGUCAUAAAAAUUUCCCCGGCAGUCACCAGUUCUCCGGUCUUAAAACGGGUAAUUUAGGAGAAAGGAAAUAACAAUGGCGGAACCACCGGGAGCGUAUUCGGUGAGAGAAGUUGAAAUGAAUACCGAUGAACGCUACGGCUUCAGAAGAGAGUUCAGAAAGCAAAAGUAAGUUUUUAUUCCCUUUGUUUUGACUCCUUUUUCUUUAAGUAGGUUGCCUUCUUUGGCCGUUUUACGUCAGUGUGUGUUGUGGUCCCACUUCCACUUGAAGUUGGGGGGUGAAAUUUUUGAAGGACAAUCGACCAGUAAACAUGCAAAGCAAAGCAAGGGUUCUCCGGCGAACCGUCCUUCGUCACCUUUAUUGUUUUCAUGUGCUAUGUUAUUCUUUCGAUAUUUUCGCGAAAUGGGAGAACAACAUCCAUGGAGAAAUUCAGAGAACCUUGCGUUCCAACCACUUCACAUUCACGAUGCAUUGUAAUGAUGUUCUGAACAAAUUUACGCAAGGGAUUUCCAAGGCGAUCAGCGCAUUUUUAUGAAGAAUGGUAUCAAUCCAAUCGCAAAGUGAUUAUUAGUCUUUAAAAUACAUUUUACUUAAAGGGCUGUUGUUGUUUUAAUGUGUUUAUGAUCCAUGACUUUUGCUGUAGCGUGUGACAAAUUUAAAAGCGGAAGAACCCCUCAGGAAGUGGUAUCUUUUGGGAUUUGUAGACUAAAGAGACCAGCCUUUGCUAUUCCCACAUUUCAAGGGAGUUCUGUCUCUUCCGGUUAGAUUUAGCAACAUUGAUAACGAUUUACGAAAGUGCGUUAAAGGAUUUGAUCUAAAAGCCAUUUACUUUCUUUCGGGUGAUAAUAGUUGAUCGACUGCUUGGUAAACUUCCUCCUCAUGUACCCAUCUAAGUAAGAUCGCGUGCCUUGCGCAGAGUAAAUCGAUGAGUGAUUCAAACAAAACAGAUUUCUCUCCAUGGUAGCAUUUAGCUGCUGUUGAAAUAUAGUGAACUAUUAAAUAAACCCCUGAUAUAGAUUUAUAUCCUUGUGAGCUGUAUAACUACCGGUAAGCGCAAAUUUUCGAAACAUUUUCCUUUUUUCGAAUCUUUAUUUUGACUACCAGUGGCUUAUUGCAUGUAGCUACACUUGCAGAUACUGCAGGUCAAACUGGUUAAACUUUUGAAUACAAGUAUAUUUGCAAAAUUAUUUUAAAUGUAUUCCAUCAAAUCAAUAUUUGGACAGUUUUCAUUUGGAAUUGUUUACAUUCCUAUAUAGGGUUGGCAGCUUGUUCAAAACAUAUCUAAGCCAAGCUAGGGUGAGGGUGAAUUUUUGACUUGGGUUCAUUAAUUUUCUGAUCUUUUUACAAGUUCAACUUCCUUUAAUAAUGUUUUUCCCUUAACCCUGUAACUCCCAUGAGUGAUCAAGACAGAAUUUCUCCUUACAAUAUCAAUACAACAUCAACCAGAUAAGUAAUGAGAAUAAAGAAAAAUAUCAAUUUGGGGAUUUAGUUGAUCCAAUAUUAAAUUCUUUAAACUAACAUUAUAAGAAUUGUAUGGUUAACUGUAAGGAGAAUUACAACUUUGAUGUGGUAGUUAAAGGGUUAACAAAGAUAAAACCCUGCAAGAUGUUUGACCUAAUAAAUAAAUUUCUAUGAAAGAAAUGAAAAUCAAUAGAGAGCAAAAACCUGCAGUCCUUCAGACCAUUUUUUGUGGUGAAUAUUUAUCAAAGACAAAAAAGAACAGACUGAUGCUAGUGCUAAUGACUGACUUAAAAAAAGUUACUCAAAUAUGUCUUAGAGUGCUGGAAAUCAUUUCUUAGAAAGUUUCAAAUUAUGGGAGGGAAGCAUGCCUGCAGAACCCUGUAGAAGAGCUUGUUGCUUUGCAACACAUCAUACUUGGGGAAAGUGUAGUUCAAUUCAACCAGCUACUCAGAUCAGUUCAGAUCUUACAACCCUGACUAUUAAUCCUGGGAUUAACUCCAAAUGCAUUUAGAAUAACAGGCCUCUUAUGGUAACUUAGUGGUUAUUCAUCCUUCAUCCUUUUACGUUGUUUUAGGCUUUGUUUUAAGGAUAUGGAUUCUAGCGUGGAGGAUCAUAAAGAAAGCAAAAGGGGAAAACCAGUACCGGUGAGUAUUAAACAAGGGCUUUUCAGCGAAAAAUGCAGUUUUUAUUUUUUUUAAUACAACCAUUUAUGCAAAUUAUGUUUGACAUAUUUGCUGACACACCUUCUUUUAAGUCCCAGUCUCAGGAAAAUGAACCCAGUCCCUUCAAUAUGACAGCAAAGAACUUUCCUAAACGAAGGUAAGGCAUGUGAAACAAACCAAGUUAACUUGAUAGGAAAUUUUCUUGAGAAAGGUUAACUUUUAGUCGGAGUGAUAAUAAGUGUAAUAAGUGAGCCUGGUAUGAAAGCUCAUAUAUUUAUGGUUGUAGCAAAAAAUUAGACUACCAGCUGAAAUUUUGAGGGAGGCAGCUCAAAAAUGGUGAACUAUUGUAGGUGCAUAACCUCAAAAGUGCUUGUUGUGCAUUACGGAAGCAAUCCCUUGUCAAAAAUCCAACCAGUGAUUAUUGCUGAUCUGGACAUUAUCUAAGGCAGCCUAUAUCCCUAAAUACGAACUCCAAGCAAGUAUCCACUUUACACUGUGCAAUCUUACCCAAAUAAGAAUUUGAUGUUAAAUCAAACAGUAUCCUUAGUUGAUAUUUAUAUCUUUUAAACAUUCUCAUUGCCUUCCUGCUUAAAAAAAGAUAUUUUAAGGCAACAUUAAUAAUUAGUUACAAGAAUUUGGCAUUUGAUCAAGAUAACAACUAUGUGAUGAGUUUGGGUAUUCUUAUUACCUGUUUGCUGUAUAAUGUAUCACUUCUGGUAGUUAAGGGCUUAAACACAGGCAGAUAGAAGGAAAAUGAUUUUUUUGAAAAGCUGAACAGGGAAACUUACACUGUGAAAAGGUUUUUAGGGAUAAUUCAUCAUAUUAAGUGUUUUACUUAUAAUUUGAUUUUUAGAGAAUGUUACACAUGGAUUGUAUUUUUUUUUUUUAAUUUCAGAAGCCGAAUGCAUGCCUCUGUUGCCUCUUAUAAUCGUACCAGGUAACUUAAAUUAGUAAAUUCAUUUUAAAUCACCUUUCAAAGAUGGUGCCUUAGAAUUUUUAUUUUCUGAUGAAAUUACUUAUCAAAAUAAUAAUUAUGGAGGAAAAGUCCUUUGGGAAGCAUAUGAUUGACCAAAGGCUACCCAUUGAACCAAAAACAACAAAACUUCGGUGGGAUUCUUAUUGUUUGUGUCUAAAGCCUUUUAAAUUUUUUUCUGUUCACAGAGGGAGUACAGUCAGUGCCAAUAAAGCUCUAGAACUUGUUCGAGCAGCUUUGCAGCCUUCAUUAAAUUCUGAAAUUGAGACAGUUUUAAAGAGCUAUCAAGAGGUAUUUGAUAUCGUAUUGUGGCUUGAGACUCUCCAGUCAGCUUUUAUUGGUCAUUUGACUUUUUCUAAAGGAGCUUAUUCACAGCAUUUGCUAGUUGAAAAUUAAGCCCUACUUUUUCAAGUUCCUCAUUCUCAUUAGUACUCUGCAAUCUUCUGCCUAUUUAUUUAUUCUUGGUUUAUCAUUGCCUUAUAUGUACUUUUCUGAUCUGAUUGUUAAUUCUCCCCUCUAGCUGCUUCACAUUUCCAUGUAUAUUAGUUACCAGAAUUUGGUGUUUGAUCAAGAUAACAACUCCUACCUGAUGAGUUUGAGUAUUCUCAUUACCUGUUUACUGAAUGAUGUAUGGAUAUCUAAUAUACUGAUAUCUUGUAGACUUCUUGAAGUUCAAAGCAGUCUUGCAUAGCACAAGAGGAUACUGUUGCAAAAUGUAACAAACCUCUUAACUCAGUUUAAUGUGUAUUCUUUGGUGGAAAGCAAAACAUCUUGUUUGGUGUUGUUCCUUAUAUUUGUAUGUUGUACUGGUCCUUUGCAGAUGUUCCGUAUGGCAGCACGUAACAUCAAAGACAACACAAGUGAAUCAGUCUCAGAAGAACAGAUAAAAGCUGUCCUGAGAAGAAGCUUAGAUGAGGUGUGAUAGAACUAGAGAGAGAAAUAAUAUUGAUUUCCCUCCCAUGAGUGACCAAGACAGAAUUUCUCCUUACAAUGUCAAAAAAAAAAAAUCAAACAGACAAGUGAUGAAAAUAAAGUAAGGUAACAAUUAGGAGAUUAGAAGAAAAAAACAAAAACAUUAUCAGUUUAUCCAAUACUAAAUUAUCCAAACCAACGUCAUAAGAAUUGUGUAGAAGACAGUGGGAAGAAUUGGUAAGGAGAUCUUGGGGGUGAAAGGGUUAACAUGCUGAGUCAAAUAUGUUAAGUGCCAGGUUACUGAUAAAUCUUAUUUGUUGUCAAUGUUUGAUUCACAGGCGAAACUUCUGUUCAGGGUGGACACAAAGCCUCAUCACCCAGACAGGGUAAGUACACAAUUCACUGAUGUCACCACCUUCGAGAGGUCUGUGAUCAAGAGAUGGUUGACUUUAGGUCAGAUUCCAGGCCCCUCUCCUCUCAAUUUGUCAGUUGAAUGUUUAAACUGAAGUCACUGAUAUGGAUGCAUUUCAUCCAAAACAAAGAUACAAAAAUUAAUAGGCAACUGUUCUUGAAAUUUUUUUGUAUGGUGAUGAAAAUUUUUAGUAAUAAUAGAAAUAAUAUACAUGAAAAUUUAUGUGUCUGAUUUGCUGAAAACAAGUGCAUUUGUCAUGUAACACAAGUGCAAAGUUAACACAAGUCCAAAUUACAAAUAGCAUGAAUGUAGUGCCAAAAUUUUGUCUGUCUUGACUUUCCGUGGUGUCCUUUUCAUGUAAAUUAUGAUUAAAUACCAACAUGAUUUUAAGUGUAGUUUGGUGUAAUAAGCACUUGACAAAUGUAACUUUUCAAAGACUCCAGAUUGCACUUGCCCUGCAGGCUUGUGCAACUUUGUUGUCUUGAAAAAUUUACUUGUGCUUAUUAGCACCAAAUUGCACUAGAGAUCAUUUUUUUUACCUAUACUAGUAGUUUUUAGUUAUCCUUGAUUUCCCCUAUCAAAGGAAAUAAUUUGUUUUUUUUUAUAUCUAAGAGAUUUAGCAAACUUUAUGGGAUAUGAAGAGAUUUGUUCUGUAUCCAGGAGACUUUGGGAAAAAAAAAAAAACAAACAAACAAAAAAACAGUAGAGUUGAGAUAUAACCAUUAACCCUUUAACUCCCAGGAUCUGAUUGUUAAUUCUCCCCUGUAGCUGCUACACAUUUCCUUGUAAAUUAGUUAUGAGAACUUGGUGCUAGAUCACGAUAGCAGCUUCUACCUGAUAAGUUUGAAUAUUCUCAUUAGCUGUUUGCUGAAGAAUAUGUGGAUACUGUAGGGAGAAGUUUUAUGUUAAUCACUUCUGGGAGUUAAAGCGUUAACGUCUGUUUUUGUUUAUGUGAACAGUCCCCUUUAGAACAUGGUUCUCAAUCCUUAUAUCUUUAAUCCUACAACUCCCAGUGGUGAUUAACAUUACACAUCACCUAAAAUAUCCAUACAUUAUCUACCAAAGCAAACAGAAAAUGAAAAUAUCCAAGCAAAUCAGGUAGAAGCUGUUAUCUUGAUCCAACUCUAUCUUCUCACAACUAAUUUACUAUGAGAUGUUUUGUGACUAGAAGGGAGAAUUAACCAUCAGAUCUUGGGUGUUAAAUGGUUAACCAGUGUUAACUUUGUUGAUUAACUUUUUCUUCAACAGAGAUAUGAGAGAGGGGGAAGUCCUGCUAUUGUCAAGAAGGUAUCCUAUUAAGAUUAAGUGGAAUAUUACAAAACUCUAAAUUAUUAGACGCAGGUGUAAUGAUGGUGAUUACAUUUACAUACUGUUGAUGUAAAUGUUAGAAGGAAGCUCUGUCAAUUUAUACUUACCAUAGGUGUCUGUUGUGACAUGCAAAGCAACCUUAACUUCAGGGAAAUGACUAAAUGUAUCAAAAAUUGAAAUGGAUAGAAUAAACUAUUAAGUGAUAGGGAUGAUAAGAGAUUUGGGAGAUUGGCAAGGAAAGGUUAAUAAUAUGCUCUUUUCGGAGACAUGGCAAUUGUUAUAUACUCUUAAUUAGCUCCUUUAAAUUAGUAGCAGUUCAUUCAAGCAGCUUUCUUAACAGCCUUAUAACUGGUAAGGCUGACCAGCUCCAGCCCCUCUAGCUAAUGUGUAAGCUGAUAUGCAAAGUCUAAGGUACAUUAUGAAAAAAGAAAAAAAGCAAAAGGGAAUAACUUAUCAAUGCUAAUUUUAUGUUAAACCAUGCUGUGUACAUAUUCAUUUUAAAAAAAAGCUGGAACUAACAGGUGCAAAGAAUAAGAGAAUAUAGCCAUUUAGCAGACCUUUGUUAACAAUAAUAUGUUUAUUUAUUGAUUUCUCUGUUUGUUUUUCCAGAAGAGGGUACGCCCUGAUGUAGAAAAAGAAAGGUAAUGAAAAAAAAAAAAAUAAUGAUGCUGCAAAAAAUAUUGGGAGAUUUCCAUCCAUUGUAGCUUGAGUUGAUUUGUGGCUAUAAUAAGUCUUAAUUCCAAAACAGCUCAAAGUUUCCAUUAUUAAAGAUAUUUCUACCUAGAAUUAGACUAUAUAUUGGAAACAGUGAUGUGACAUUUACUGUUUAUUGGCCCUUUACACCCUAACAUCAGUAUUUGUAUUCUCUCUACUGUUCUCUAUACAUUUCCUAAGGUGCUGACAAGGAGAAUUUGUUUAACAAUGUCAAGCUUCUUGAAUUUGUGAUCAGUUCCUUCAUUCGCAUAAACUUUAUAUUUGAUUCAGGGGUGCUUCUGUUGAGAGAAAUUAAACUCUUAUCACUCUUAGGGUAUUAAGGGCUGACAUACUUAAGGCUUCUUCUGGUUUGAUGUUGUCUGAGUUCAAUAGGAAUGUUGUGACCAUAAUGUUGUUGUUUUUUUUAGCGAAGGAUCACCUCCUAAAGUAAACAAGGUGGACAAUAAAGCGAUAACCAGUAAGGUAAACAAUACAUGUUGUUUUAUUUAAUAUGUUUUUCAACAAAUGGGAAGAUUAAAAAAAUUCACUUUCUUGUAAGACUUAUGCACUUGAAAGAUGCUGGGAUACAAAGCAUUUGAAAUUUAAUGUAAAAAGGAUCAGUACUAGUGUACACACAUCGGAGAUAUAGAGGAGCCUUUUUGGUUUUUAGAUGGAUCCUGAUUAAAUUAAAUUAAUACUUUAUUUAUAUAGGGCUAUUCUUUCACUAUCAAAUAGCACUAAAUACAAUGACUAAAUAUACAGACUGAAAUAAACAUUAAGUGCUCGAAAAUCCCAACUGGCAGUAGGCAGACCAGUUGGCUAUUUACACUGCACAGCCAAGGAGUUGAACUUGGGGCAACCAAGAACAAUUCUAGUAAAUGGCAAGGUGGAGGACUUGAACUCAGGACCACCAGAUUACAAGUCCAGCACCCUAACCACUCAGCCAAGCUGCCUCCUGAUGAUUUUGUAACUUUUGUUAAAACCUCUUGAGGGUAACUGGUCAGGUGGUUUUGCCACAAUUCAGUUUUCUCCCCUUACCUACCCCUGCAAUGUUCACCCCAUCUAUAAUGAGUUUACCCCCAAAUGAAAGAAAAAAUAAGACCUAAAAAAAAUGUCAGCAUCACAUCACAAUAUCACAUUGACUUAAAAAACUCAGUAUCUCUUCAGUUUUUUUUUCUCUUCAGUUCCUUGGUAUUUUGCUCUAAUCCCAGUUCUUUUUUCCACUCUUGGCCAUGUUUUGUCUGAGAAGAAACAUGUUUUGUUGUUAUGAAAAUUCAAAGGGUAGAAAGGCCUAGCAGUAAACUUUUGUAUUUGAUAGGGUUAACACAUCCAUGAGAGGGCAAACUUGUAGGUGGCAAACUUACUUUGGGUUAAAUCCUUAAAUCUCUUCCACACAGUUAAUAUUUGAACUGUUUUUUUUUAUUAAAGUGGGAUCCAGACAGCAUUACUGAGGAAACUGAAUUCAUUAUGGGAGUAAAAGCAAACAAGUAAGCUUGAAUUUAUUUGGCAACCAGUUAUAUAAGUUUUGUUGAAAAAAAAAUGCCUAACAUUAUGUCAUUGAAAACGCCACCAUUUUUUGUGUGAGGGCAUCAAAUAACAUUUAAGAAAUGGCUCUCAUUUCUCAGUACAUUUUUCUUUUAGAGACGUAGAUAAGAUGUUGUAAGGUUGUUGUGUUCUCUUGUUUAUUAAACUGUUUUUUUUAUUUCUUAAGAGCCCUUGGUUUUGCUGCUACAAGAGGAAAACUCUACUACAGACAUCCAGAACUUUUCAAGGUAAAUCAUUUGACAUGUCCACCUUAAUAUUGUUAAUUAACUCCCUUAAAGAUCAGAAUGCAUAAUUUUUUGCCAAACCAUCCAUGUCUAGACCACCUUCCUUGUAAGAAUUUCUGAGAUUUCUUUUUCACUAUACUGCAACAAACAAAUGCUCAUGGGGGACAGAUAGUAUGCAUUCAAAGUUUUCCAUUCUUCACAUGAUUAUGCAGAGUUUUAAUGAAGAGCAGCAUUGCAACUUUUGAAUAAAACUCAUUCAUGCACACUGUACAUUGAAUAAACUCUAUUUUUGGAUGUUGAUCAUGUGGUAUAAACAUAAGGUGGGGAGAUGCCUGGGAAGGACUGUUUGCACAAACAGAGAGGAGAAGAUCAGAAUGAAAUCUGAUGAUGGCUUUCACUUUGGUUUUGGAAAUAUGUGUCACUGUUACUAAACUAGAACUACCCUAUCACAGACAGUCAAAUCACUUAAUUGAUUAUGACAGUUGAGUUUGAACCAGUUACUGUAUUCUAUUCUAGAACAUGUUUUUAUCUUUUACUCUACAGUACUCGGGUGACUCUGAUGACAAACUGUGGCUGUUUGAACAGAAUGAACUGCCCAUCACUGGAGGCAAGGUAUAAAGCUAAAAAAUCCUGCUUAGCAUGUGAAAGGGUUGUUUAGUUUUAAAAUAUUUGCAUGUUUCCUCUAACUUAUACUGUGUUCAUCUGUUUAUAGGCAUUUCUCAUGAUUGCAGAUGACAUCAGAAAGUUAGCUGAUCAUCAGGAUUACAGGUCAGUAGCUAUCAUAACACAUUCCCAGUGUACUAAAAUAAGUAAAACAAGGAUGAUUUGGCAAACAUCAAAAGUCAGCCUGAUUUUCCAUGAGGAGGUUGGGACGAGGAAGGGGGAAGAGGGUACCUAAUAUUGUUGAUAAAGUGUUUUAUAGACUCCCAGUAAUCCAUCAGUUUCUGUAGAAGGGGAGCACUUCCCAUUCCAUCUGAAUCCUCUAACCUAUACUGAAAAUUUUGUCUGACAGGAACAAUGAAGGUCUAAAUCUGGAGGAAAUCAAGGGUUUUAAGGUGCCAUCAAAGAUGUUAGAGAAGAUGAAAAGCCACAUGAGAAGUUAGUCCAAAUUUUGUAACAUGAAGUUUUUUCUUUCAAAGCUUUUACUGUCAGGUUUGAGAUUCUGACUGACAAGUCUCCUGUUUUUGACCCCUUAACUCCCGGAAGUGAUUUAUAUGCUGCUUCUCCUUAUCAAAAUAACAAUAACAAAUAACAAUUUUCCAACAAACAAGUGAUGCGGAUAGACAACGUUAUCAGCAACAGGGUGUAAUCUUGAUGUGGUAUUGAGUUCUCUUAACCAGUUCUCAAGGAAAUUUACAGUAUAUAGAAGGGAGAAUUUGCAAUCAGAUCCAUGAAUAGUGUCAUACCAUAAAUACCUAUCAUAAGCCUUGUUUCAUGUAACACUCAAUCUUGCUUUUGAUGGGGAUUUGGCUGCAUUGAAGAACAUAGAGCCUCUAUAAUUUUUGUAAAAAAAAUUUUGAAAGGCCCUGAAAUAAGUUAUCCUAAUAGUUAUAAUAAUUGAGAGGAAGAGAGGGAGGGGAGGGGGGGGGAGCUUUUGAGUGGCCUUGUGCUAAAAUGGUGUCAAAUUACUUUAUAGAAUUGAAGAGAGAAGCAGCCGCACGAGGUGAAGUUAGAGAGAAAUUCAAAGAGGAGGAGAGUCCUGCCAACAACGAAGUAAAAGAGUCAGCUGGACAAGAGAGCAAGGAAACACCCUCUCAAGCUCCAGAUAUCAAACAGGAGCAAUGA